This is a messenger RNA of Glycine soja, 587 nucleotides long. RefSeq names its product COX assembly mitochondrial protein 2 homolog. Gene Ontology annotation, cellular component: mitochondrion. NCBI's taxonomy places the organism in Eukaryota, Viridiplantae, Streptophyta, Magnoliopsida, Fabales, Fabaceae. The record is from RefSeq and is a predicted model, not a curated record. The transcript has 4 exons. Bases 177 to 425 code for a protein of 82 amino acids.
GAAAAAAUAAAUGACAUUUUUGGGCUGUGCCUGUGUCUUCGACUGACUUCACCUUUUAUUAUAUCUUCUUCCAGCACUGCGUUGCGUUUGGAAACUCUGAUUACUUAGAGAUCUCAAAUUUUGAUUUCGGAGAUUAACAGUGGGAAGGUGUUGCAGAUUGAUUUGGUUGUGGGAAGAUGCACCCUCCUUUAACAUUGCACAAACACCCAAUGUGUGCUGAAAUUAUUGAGCAGUUUCAAAAGUGUCAUAUAGAACAUCCUAUUGCAAAAUUCUUUGGUGAAUGUACUGAUUUAAAAAUAAAAUUGGAUCGCUGUUUCAGAGAAGAGAAAGCUUUGAAGCGGAAGGCCAACUUUGAAGAGAGCAAAAAGUUGAAGGAACAGUUGAGAGCUUUGAGGAAAGAAAAUGCUGCAAGCAGUGGUCAAUAGAAGAAUCUUUUAAAAUGUUGAAAAUACGAAAUUGUUUUGCAAAUUACAAUCCACAAUUUUGUGCAAGGGCUCGAUAUGAUAUGUAUCUUGCAGCCUUAAAAGAGGGUUAUUGCAGAUAAUAUUGUUUGAAGUAUAUCUGAUGCUCUUGCCUUCAGUGCUCUA